UGAAAUGCAUCAGGAAAAUGGACAAGUAGAACGUUAUUGCCGUACAGUUUUAAACAUGAUAAGAGUCGAAGUAAACUAUAACAAAAAUGAUUGGUCCAAAAUAUUAUGGAAACUUCAAUUAGUCUUAAAUAUCACUAAACAUAGGACUACACAAUAUUCAUCACUAAAUCUUCUUAUUGGCACUGAUUCUACUACACCUAUAAUACACUCUUUGAUUAAGGACAUAACUUGCGAGGGUUCGAACCCGAACCGUGAUGCAAUCCGCGAAAUAAGACGGCAACGUGCGGAAGAACUCAUUCGCGAAAAUAAAGAUAAACAAGAUUCUUACGUAAAUAAAAAUAGGAAACCGCCUAAAAAGUUUCAAGUUAAUGAUUUAGUUUACGUGAUUAAAAGCUCCCAGAGUACAGGAAAGUUGGAUAGUGGCAUGAGAGGUCCGUAUAAGGUUAUCAAGCUCCUCCCUAACGAUAGAUAUGAGGUCCAAUUAUUGGCUGGAGCUUAUGGAAAGACCAGUCAGGCAGCUGCCACGUACAUGGUGUUGUGGAAGGGUGAAUGGACACCCGAAACUUGUGCUGCAUUUUUUGAAGAAAUCGAGGAUGAUGACCAAGAACCGCCGUUAAACGUGGAGGGUGUUGCUGGACCAUCCUCAAGUUCUUGCUGAGGGCUUCGAGCACGCAGCCCCGUCAGGAGAAGCCGUAUUAGAGGAAAAAUCUAACCAAAAAUGGCAACACUAUAAAAGGAGGGUGCCUGGUGACACUCGCCCAUUUGCUCAUCGGUCGUCGUAGAGUGCGGAAGCUCUGUCCGAAUUAUUAGCGAUCGUCGUUAUUUUGAAUUACCCUAAAAUUAUAAUUUUCUUUCUUUAUUUAAUUUGUACGGCCGGUGGCCGAUUAAAUCUUUUUAAAAAACCAUUCUGUGUUUCUAUUUGUAACAAUAUAU
Molecule: messenger RNA, 933 nt
Organism: Trichoplusia ni (cabbage looper)
Lineage: Eukaryota; Metazoa; Arthropoda; Insecta; Lepidoptera; Noctuidae
Exons: 2
Coding region: 5-658 (217 amino acids)
Molecular function (GO): nucleic acid binding
Source: RefSeq, a predicted model, not a curated record